CGAUUCUGAAAAUCUGUUUUAUUUCUGAAUAAUGGUAAAGGGGGACUUCCAUCUCAAAACAUUGUUGAGAUUGUUGAUCUUGAUAGUGAUGAUGAUUCUGCUCCAGUCGGAAAUCCGAGUGAAAAGAGAAUCACUAGUCCAACCCAGAACGUGAAUUCAGCUCAAAUUUGUGUUGAAAAUGAGACUCCAGCUCUCAAGAGAAAACAUGCUCCAUCUAUGGAUGCAUUUGACAGUGAAAAUGGUGAUAAUGGUGGUACCUCAAUAUCCGGGAAGUUAAAGACAAGGAAAGUUCAAGAGCCUUUUUGCAGGCCUGAUGAUUGUCCUCUUAAUCAGUGCUCAAAGACUUCGAUUCCUUCUGAUAACAACGGGGUUAACAGAGCCACGCCAAGGGAAGAUUUUUCGGUUUCGGGACAACAUGACCUUCAAAUUGAAUCUGAGCAGAAUUCUCGGGAACUUAUGAGUGGUGGCUUUCCUUUGGAAGGGCUUUAUUUUUCUGAUGGCACUUCUGUUUCCUCUGAUUCUGAAUCUGAUGAUGAUAGCGAUGAAGAGCAUAUUUCCUUCAGUCCUUCUCAGCUUGCACCAGAGGUUCAGAGGGAUAACAGAAAUUAACACCACUGAUGGAUGGCCGCUUUUUGUUUUUAUAUAGGAAGACCCAAAACCAUCUCUG
Messenger RNA from Hibiscus syriacus, 667 nucleotides. RefSeq lists its product as uncharacterized. The transcript is spliced from 2 exons. The record is from RefSeq and is a predicted model, not a curated record. Lineage: Eukaryota; Viridiplantae; Streptophyta; Magnoliopsida; Malvales; Malvaceae. The coding region runs from base 217 to 609 and encodes 130 amino acids.